This is a messenger RNA of Toxotes jaculatrix (banded archerfish), 3016 nucleotides long. It is a transcript of the gene crhr1, whose product is annotated as corticotropin releasing hormone receptor 1. Gene Ontology annotation, biological process: cell surface receptor signaling pathway; adenylate cyclase-activating G protein-coupled receptor signaling pathway. Bases 342 to 1643 code for a protein of 433 amino acids. Lineage: Eukaryota; Metazoa; Chordata; Actinopteri; Toxotidae. The transcript is spliced from 14 exons. Gene Ontology annotation, molecular function: G protein-coupled peptide receptor activity; corticotropin-releasing hormone binding; corticotropin-releasing hormone receptor activity. Gene Ontology annotation, cellular component: plasma membrane; neuron projection. The record is from RefSeq and is a predicted model, not a curated record.
UGAAAGGCUGUCAGUCCGGAGGCUCCGUGAGAGAAACGGACCAGAACAGACCCGGACCGACGCGGACCGGCAGACCCGGAACCCCCUCCCUCCCCCUCUGCGUCCUGGCGUGUUUUCUGGUUCGGCUCGUUUCUCCACCGCCCGGAUCGAACCCAGUUCGGCUCCAUUCGGCUCUCCUCGGAUCUCUUCGCCUCCUCCUCCGUUGCGAAUCUGUCUCAUCCAUCCGUCCCAGCUCGGACCGACAUGACGCGGGACUUCAGCAGGAUCGGGUCGCGCGGGACGAGGCUGUGAACAGACGGCCCACCGCGUGCCAGAGCGCGCGCGACCGUUCGGAUGAAUGAAUGACAGAGAUGGAGCGGAAAUUACUGAGUCAGGUGGUUUGUGUGUGUGUGCUGCUGACUGGGCGAGUUUGUCCGGUGGAGUUAACCUGUGAAACUCUGAUCCUCCUGUCGACCAACCUGACAGCAAAGACGCUGGCGUUACUAAACCAGACGUUCACCAUCAGUAACACCUCAGGUAUGUAUUGUGACCUGUCUGUGGAUGGGAUAGGGACCUGUUGGCCUCGUAGUGCAGCAGGAGAGCUGAUCUCCAGACCCUGUCCAGAACAGUUCAAUGGCAUCCACUACAACACCACCAACAGGGUGUACAGAGAGUGUCAGUCUAAUGGAAGCUGGGCUCUUCGAGGAAACUACAGUCAGUGCACUGAGAUCAUCGUCCUGAGGAAGAGUAAAGUCCAUUAUCAGGUUGCUGUGAUCAUCAACUACCUGGGUCACUGCAUCUCUCUGGGAGCGCUGCUGCUCGCCUUCACUCUCUUCAUGAGACUCAGGAGCAUUCGCUGUCUGAGGAACAUCAUCCACUGGAAUCUGAUCUCUGCGUUCAUACUGAGGAAUGCGACCUGGUUCAUCGUGCAGUUAACCAUGACCCCUGCUGUUACCGAGAGCAACCAGGUGUGGUGCAGGUUGGUGACCGCAGCCUAUAAUUAUUUCCACGUGACAAACUUCUUCUGGAUGUUCGGCGAGGGCUGUUACCUCCACACGGCCGUCGUCCUCACCUACUCCACCGACAAACUCAGGAAGUGGAUGUUCAUCUGUAUCGGCUGGGGUAUUCCAUUUCCCAUCAUAGUGGCCUGGGCUUUUGGGAAACUUUACUACGACAAUGAGAAGUGCUGGUUUGGAAAAAGGGCAGGAGUUUAUACAGACUACAUCUACCAGGGCCCCAUGAUCCUGGUCCUGCUGAUCAACUUUGUCUUCCUGUUCAACAUCGUUCGGAUCCUGAUGACCAAACUGAGGGCCUCCACCACGUCAGAGACCAUCCAGUACAGGAAGGCGGUGAAGGCGACUCUGGUGCUGCUGCCUCUGUUAGGAAUCACCUACAUGUUGUUCUUUGUGAAUCCUGGAGGAGAAGACGAAGUCGCUCAGAUCGUCUUCAUCUACUUCAACUCCAUACUCGAGUCCUUCCAGGGAUUUUUUGUCUCAGUUUUCUACUGUUUUCUCAACAGUGAGGUGCGCUCUGCAGUCAGGAAGCGUUGGAUUCGUUGGCAGGAUCGUCACUCCAUUCGAAGCCGGACGGUGCGCGCCACGUCGCUGCCCACCUCACCCAGCAGAGUGUCCUUCCACAGCAUCAAACAGUCUUCUAACCUCUGAAGGACCUGACCAAUCACCACCUGUGAUGUAAUUCCACUCAGCCAAUCAGAGGUCCCGUUCUGCUCUGGGGUCAGUGGAUCAGAUCAAACCAGCCAAGACAGAGAUCUGUCAGUCAGGUCUCUGUGUGGCUCCACCCCCUUUCAUAUGCUGACCAAUCAGUGAACAUGACCAAUCAGCUGCUUCCCCAGGGUCACAUGUCCCAUCAGGCAGCUGGACUGUGCUCAUGUUCUGUAACACAACUUUAUUUAUUAUGAAAUGUUUAUUAUGCGUAUAUGAGCUACAAGUGUCUAUACUGUAACUUUGAUCACCAGCUUUCACACACACACACACACUUCGCCGCCCUCUGAACGACCUUAAAUCCUUUUACUGCUGCGUCACCAGCUCACGUGCUGUGAGUUUUGUUGGAGGUUUAAAGUCUCGUGCAUGUUAUAAUGACUUGUUCAGUGUUUCAGUCCUGAAAACAUCAGGCCACAGCAGCUGAGCAGCCAGCAGGGGGCGCUCUAACAAAGUGGUUCCUGUUAUUCCAGAAUCCUAACCAGUUCUCAGAGCUGUACACACACUCUGGACUCACUAUAAUAAUUUGGAUUCAGUUCAGUUCAACUCAGUGUAAAUUAAUUUUAUACCUGAACCCAAACUGACAUGAGACUGAGCUGGAACACAUUCAGAAAUCACCAGAUGAGCUGUGAGAUCGUAAAGUUUCAGUUCAGCGCGUCUGCGUGUCGUGAGCUGGACUCUGUGCCGAACACGUGUAAAUCAUCUGUUAAUCAUCAGUCGUAACUGUUGUUGUUCACAUUUACACAGAGUCAACUGUUAAACUCAACUUCCAUACAAAGGACCAGUUUAGAUUAGUCCUGAUAGGUAGAGAACAGUAGUACUGACAGUAACUAUACUAACCACAGUAACCAUAGUAACUAUUCUAACCACAGUGUAGCUUCCACCUGUAGGGAUUUAUGAAGGGAAACACUCAGGAUAAAGCACAAACUGUUCCUCAGUUAUUUUAUUCUUCUGUGUGUGUGUGUGUGUGUGUGUGUGUGUGUGUGAUUAUGAAUGAAAUAAGAGAUAAAAACCUGUGGGGGCGGCUCGGUGGUGCAGUGGUUAGCACUGUCACCUCACAGGUUCGAACCCCGGCCUGUGUGCAUGUUCUUCCUCUGGCUUCCUCCCACAGUAGGACAUUAGGUUAACUGUGAGUGUUUAACUGUGAGUAUGAGUGUGUGCGUUUGCCUGUGUGUCAGCCCUGUGAUUGACGGGCGACCUGUCCACGGUGUACCCGUCUCUCGCCUGUAGUCUGCUGCGACGGGCUCCAGCCUCCAUGCGGCACAGAGAAUGGAUGGAUGGAUUCAAACCUGUGGAAAACUGGACAGAUUUGGGUUAAA